UUACUACAUUUAACCACCUUCCCCGUGUUGUUGUGUUAGGAGUGAAUUAAAAAUGGUUAUUAAACGAAGCUCAUCGUGCUAGAAAUCUCAUUUCAGAGUGAGCUAGAAAUCUCAUUUCAGAGUUUAAAAGGACAAACCUCUCCUUUGCCUACUAUCCGGAGAUGAAGGAAUUCUCAUUUCCGCUGUCCGCAACCUUGCCAAAUGAGCUAGCUCCUGCAACACGAAUAUACUUCAAUGGAGUAUCCGUUUAACAGGAGCAUGCAAUGAUAGUUUAAGUCCGCUUAAACUAUAAAAUAAUGCAUGACAUCUGCCGAUCAAUUAACAUUAACAUGGAAUAUUAGUAAAAUUAGCAACAACCCAAGUAUACGUCUUGAAUGAGCUUCCCACUAACGAGUGCAUGCAUUUUGCUUCUUGGCAAUGCGCUUCCCAACCAUUCACCUACCCUCAAAGCUCCCAGAUUGGAUAUCAAGAAUCAAGGAGUCGUCAACUACUGGGAAAUGGGAAGAAGUUCUUUCCCACUAUCAGGAAAUGAAAAACGCUGGGGUUCACCUUACAGACCCUUCAGUUUUCCCUUCCAUUCUCAAAGCAUGUUCCAACGUCUCCUUUAUAUGUGGAAAGUCCAUGCAUGCAUGCUUGGUUAAGCAGGGAUUUGAAUUGUUCACUUCCGUUAGUAACUCCACCAUGGACUUGUACGGGAAGUGUGGAGACCUGGGUUCUGCAUUUGGUGUGUUUAACUGCAUGAGGAGCAGAGAUUCAGUCUCUUGGAAUAUAAUGAUACGUGGGUUUCUUGUUCAGGGAGCUUUACAAGAAGGGUUGCAGUGGUUUAUGAAUGCAAGGGUUGCUGGGUUUGAGCCCAGCAAUUCCACCGUGGUGCUUGUAAUACAGGCGUGUCAAAGUCUUAGAGCUAAGCUUGAGGGAAUGGAAGUACAUGGUUACGUAAUUAAGAGUGGGUUUUUCUCCAUUGGUUCUGUUCAGAACUCUUUGUUGAGCAUGUAUGCAGAGGCUGACAUGGAGAGUGCUUGGAGAAUGUUUGAUGAAAUGUGUGACAAAGAUGUCAUCUCUUGGAGUGUGAUAAUUGGUGGUUAUGUGCGAAGUGGGAAAGCUCAGGUUGGUUUACAGGUGUUUCAGGAGAUGGUAUCUGAUGUUUCCAUUGAGCCAGAUGCUAUAACUAUGGUGAGUGUACUUAAAGCCUGCACUAGUUUAGGGCAGUUUUAUAUGGGGAGGGUGGUUCACGGGUUAGUGAUCAGUAGAGGUUUUGGGUUUGAUCUGUAUGUUGGGAAUUCUUUAAUUGAUAUGUAUUCAAAGUGUUAUGAUGCUGAUUCUGCCUUUAAAGUCUUCAAUGAGAUGUCUCAGAGGAACAAUGUCUCAUGGAAUUCUAUUUUAUCUGGUUUUGUCCUAAAUAAGAAGCAUUUGGAAGCUCUAUCUCUGUUUUAUUCGAUGGGGAAGGAAGGAAUUGAGGCAGAUGAAGUGACUCUUGUCAAUAUUCUUCAGACCUGCAAGUACUUUGUGCAGCCGUUUCAGUGCAAGUCAGUCCACUGUGUAAUAGUGCGGCGGGGAUAUGAAUCAAAUGAACUGGUGCUGAAUUCUCUAAUUGAUGCUUAUGCAAAAUGUGAUCUUGUUGAGCUGGCAUGGGACCUUUUUGAUGGGAUGGAGAGAAGAGAUGUGGUUUCUUGGAGCACCAUGAUUGCAGGGUUCACCUACUGCGGCAAUCCUGAUGAAGCAAUAGCUGUUUUCCAAGAGAUGAGUCAUGAUGCACAGGAGAAGCUCAAUGCGGUUGCCAUUAUCAAUCUUCUUGAUGCUUGUUCAGCUUCAGCUGAACUGAGAAAGUCGAAGUGGGCUCAUGGAAUUUCAAUUCGAAGAGGCUUGGAAGCAGAAGUGGCAGUUGGAACUGCAAUAGUUGAGAUGUACUCCAAGUGUGGGGCAAUAGAAGACUCAAGGAAGGCCUUUGAGCAAAUUCCUGAAAAGAAUGUUGUUUCCUGGAGCGCCAUGAUAGCAGCAUAUGGAAUGAAUGGGUUUGCACGUGAAGCCUUAGCUUUGCUUGCUGAAAUGAAACAACACGGAGUCCAGCCAAAUGCUGUGACAGCUCUUUCAGUGCUAUCUGCUUGUAGUCACGGCGGGUUAGUUGAAGAGGGGCUUUAUUUUUUCAAUUCGAUGCGUCAGGAUUGCGGGGUUGAGCCUGGAUUGGAACAUUACUCAUGCGUGGUUGACAUGUUGGGUCGGGCAGGAAAACUUGAUUGUGCAAUGGAUUUAAUCAAGAAGUUGCCUGAUCAAGGUCUGGAGGCUGCAGGUGCCAGUGUUUGGGGGGCACUUUUGAGUGCUUGUAGAAGUCAUGGAAAUAGUGAGCUCGGCGCAGGAGCUGUCUCUCAUGUUCUUGAGAUGGAGCCUUUGAAUUCAGCUGGUUAUUUGCUGGCGUCGAGCAUGUACGCAUCAGGUGGAUUAUGGGUUGAUGCUGCGAGGAUGAGAAGGUUGGCGAAGGAGAGAGGGGUGAGGGUUGUUGCUGGUUACAGCUUGGUGCAUGUUAACAACAGGGCGUGUAGAUUUUUGGCUGGGGAAAGGUCCCAUCCACAAGCCAGUGAAAUACUUGACCAGCUGCAUAGCUGUAUGAAGAUUGACAAGAAUUUACUGGUCAUCGAAUGCUGAGAGUACAUAAUUAUAGUUCUUUUGAAUCAUGUUGGAGUAAUUUCUUCCGAUCUAAUUUAUAAAAAUGCCAUAUGUCUUUUAAAUACGUGAGAAGCACAUGCCAUAGAGGAACAAUCGUGUAGUGGACACGACUCAAAGAAUCUGCCAGGAGCCUAUACUUAUCAUGCUCAAGACAUGAUAUAGCUACCACAUUCAUGAUUCAUGCACAUGAUUGCUUAAUAGCAGCCACCUUCAUGAAUGACUUCAACAGGGCACAAUAGCAUGAGUCUCCACGAUUAGAGCAUCAAGUUGGAAAGCUUCAACGCUUAAAUUUGAAGAAAAGUUGGAAACAAGGCAAGUGAUCAGUCUGCAUCUCGAUUGUCAUUCUUGCUUCUCAAAUACUCUCUCUUUCGUUCAUAAAUUCUCAGCAUUAGGCAAUAUUCCAGUUCAUGUAAAAUUCUUCUAAGUUUCAAUAAUUAUUUUUAAUUUAAAUAAUCAAUAUUUUAUCCCA
Molecule: messenger RNA, 3130 nt
Organism: Alnus glutinosa
Lineage: Eukaryota; Viridiplantae; Streptophyta; Magnoliopsida; Fagales; Betulaceae
Product: pentatricopeptide repeat-containing protein At2g17210
Exons: 1
Coding region: 418-2640 (740 amino acids)
Biological process (GO): RNA modification
Molecular function (GO): RNA binding; protein binding
Source: RefSeq, a predicted model, not a curated record